UCUCACUUUCUGUGUUCAACAGCAUUGGUGGCGUCGCAGUUGGUGUAAAGAGAGGAUCAGAUGAGCUGCUGUCCGGCGGCAUGUAUAACAGCCCUAGUUCUGGGCUGAGCAGUAUCAGUGAUACAACAUCCAAUGGCAGUGACAGCAAAAAACUCAGAGUGGAAGACAGAGUCGGCGAUGCCCCACCAUCUCGUGUUCUCCACAUCAGAAAGUUACCUAACGAUGUGUCCGAAGCAGAGAUCAUUGCUCUGGGGCUUCCUUUCGGAAAGGUCACCAAUAUCCUUACACUGAAAGGCAAAAACCAGGCGUUUCUGGAGCUCAGCACGGAGGAAGCUGCUAUGACAAUGGUCAAUUAUUACUCCGCUGUGACGCCUCAUGUCCGUAGCGUGCCUGUCUACAUACAGUAUUCCAAUCACAAAGAACUCAAGACUGACAAUUCAAGCCAGUCAGGUGGGACUUCCACAUCAGGGUCCAACUCUAGUGACGGUAGCGGUUCGGCCUCCAGUCCGGUGCUGAGGAUAAUCAUAGAUAACAUGUUUUACCCUGUCACCCUGGAUGUGCUGCAGCAGAUUUUCUCAAAGUUUGGCACCGUCAUGAAAAUCAUCACAUUCACCAAGAACAAUCAGUUUCAGGCCCUGUUGCAGUACAACGAUCCAGCUUGUGCGCAGCAAGCUAAAGUGGCUCUAGAUGGUCAGAACAUUUACAACUCCUGCUGUACUCUUCGUAUAGACUACUCAAAGCUUGUCAAUCUGAAUGUGAAAUACAAUAACGAUAAAAGCAGGGAUUAUACUAGACCGGAGCUUCCAGCUGGAGAUGGGCAGCCCGCUUUGGAUGUAGCUGCUGCAUUGAGUAAAGACUCCAGUUCCCUGCUUGGGAAGAUCCCUGGUGCUCUGAGCCCAUUGAGUGCGGCUGCUGCUGCCGCUGCAGCUGCUGGAAGAGUGGCUCUGUCCGGGCACUCUGGCUCUGGCGGCGUGCUGCUUGUUAGCAAUCUAAACGAAGAGAUGGUUACGCCCCACAGUCUGUUUACCCUCUUCGGAGUUUAUGGAGACGUGCAGCGCGUGAAGAUCCUUUUUAAUAAGAAAGACAGCGCACUGAUACAGAUGGCCGAUAUGAACCAGGCUCAGCUUGCGAUGAGCCAUCUAAAUGGUCAGAAGAUGUUUUCAAAGAUCAUCCGAGUCACGAUGUCCAAGCACCAGACCGUUCAGCUGCCGAGAGACGGUUUAGACGACCAGGGUCUCACCAAAGACUUCACCAACUCUCCGCUACAUCGCUUCAAAAAGCCCGGCUCCAAGAACUUCCAGAACAUCUUCCCUCCUUCUGCCACGCUGCAUCUGUCAAACAUCCCGCAAGACGUUACUGAAGAAGACCUCAGAGUCCUGUUCUCCAACUCCGGCGGCACUGUGAAAGCUUUCAAGUUUUUCCAGUAA
Danio aesculapii is the source of this 1427-nucleotide messenger RNA. RefSeq names its product polypyrimidine tract binding protein 2a (gene ptbp2a). The record is from RefSeq and is a predicted model, not a curated record. Gene Ontology annotation, molecular function: mRNA binding. Gene Ontology annotation, cellular component: nucleus. NCBI's taxonomy places the organism in Eukaryota, Metazoa, Chordata, Actinopteri, Cypriniformes, Danionidae. Bases 81 to 1427 code for a protein of 448 amino acids. The transcript has 12 exons. Gene Ontology annotation, biological process: regulation of RNA splicing; mRNA processing.